Messenger RNA from Rotaria socialis, 1275 nucleotides. The record is from the annotation of a GenBank genome assembly. Lineage: Eukaryota; Metazoa; Rotifera; Eurotatoria; Philodinida; Philodinidae.
AUGCCUUACGUGACUUUACCAGUGUCACACCAAAGUGUUAACUUAUACUAUGAAUUACAUGGUUCGGGUCAUAUUAAAGUCUUGUUUAUUAUGGGUUUGAGAACAGAAGGUCAAGCUUGGAAAUAUCAAUGUGUGAGUUAUGACAAUCGUGGUUGCGGUCGAUCAUCAUCACCAUUUACACUCGAAUAUACAACAGUUCAAAUGGCUAAAGAUGCCCUGGAGUUAAUUGAUCAUCUGGGUUGGUCACAAUGUCAUGUAGUAGGUAUCUCUAUGGGUGGUAUGAUUGCAUUAGAAUUCGCUCUACUAGCGCAUCGAAGAAUUCUUUCGCUUACACUCAUGGCUACACACGCAGGUGGUCUCCUUGGGCAAGCGCCAUGGAUUGGAAUUCAUCAUAUUAUGCAAUCGCUGAUCAUACGUGACGAUGAUCAGCUUGUGAAAAAUGCCCUUCAGAUGCUGUAUGGUCAAAAGACACUUAGCGACCCAGUCAAACAUCAGUUUUUCUAUGAUUAUCAUCAUGAACGAUACAAAACUCGUGUCCCACUAGCACUGACCGGUAUAUUUGGUCAUAUUUUUGCUGUUCAACGACACUAUAUAAGCUAUGCUGAUCUAUUGAAAAUUCGCUAUUCAAAUUUUCCUUGCUUAGUUAUGGUGGGGACUGAAGAUCGUCUUGUACGCGAGACUAACUCAUACAUGUUUCAACGAACACUCGGGUGUCGAUUGGUCAAGCUCGAGCAUGCCGGACACGACUUAGGAGGCGAGUGUGCUGAACAAGUCAAUCAAGAAUUGUUAGCAUUCUUUGAAUCGAACAAUGUAAAAGAUGACGUUGUACACAUAUCUACUGGAUAUACUACAGAAGUCCAAGCACUCGAGCUUUGUUGUCAACAUCGUACUCAUUGCUUUAUCUACAAUCUGGUUGGUCUCAUUAAGGGUUUAUUUCUUGGUUUGCUUCUUUAUUGUGCAUUAACUAGUGGCUUGGCGAACAAUGAACUUAUGGGUAUUCAUCUAUGUACUCGUUGUAUGGUACUCAUCGGCUGUUUGAACGGUUUGCAUCGUUCGAUGGUUUGUGUCUUCAAUGCAUACCGAGCUAGGUGGUUCGUCCGGAAAAAUCGGCUUAUACGUGAACGAGCGGUUCAUCAUGGCGGUGCGGAAAUUACUUUACCAAGUCGAUUUAAGAAUGGGAUACCGAAUGGAUGUGGUUUCGAAUUUCCUAUUUUAUCACUUAGUUUUACUGUAUGUCUCAUUGGUCUUGCUUGGUGGACAAGACAAUAUGAUUGA